Messenger RNA from Dama dama (fallow deer), 8790 nucleotides. It is a transcript of the gene FGD6, whose product is annotated as FYVE, RhoGEF and PH domain containing 6. Gene Ontology annotation, cellular component: cytoplasm. Gene Ontology annotation, biological process: regulation of GTPase activity. The coding region runs from base 224 to 4528 and encodes 1434 amino acids. Lineage: Eukaryota; Metazoa; Chordata; Mammalia; Artiodactyla; Cervidae. Gene Ontology annotation, molecular function: metal ion binding; guanyl-nucleotide exchange factor activity. The record is from RefSeq and is a predicted model, not a curated record. The transcript is spliced from 21 exons.
GUGCCCGCCUGCCCGUCGCCGGCGCUCGCGCCCGGGAGCGCCGCCGGGUCCCCAGAGCCGGCAGCUUCCUUUGUGCCGCGCUCAGGGUGCGCCGCGCUCCCUCGGGACGGAAUGUGGGCUCUGCGGGGGUUUUUGUCUUCUGCCCAAAUUCUUGAAACAAUGGACUGUAAGGGGCGCGGGGAUUAAGGGGGGCGAGCUGGGAAGCGAGCUGCACAGGGGAAUCAUGACUUCUGCCGCCGAGAUUAAGAAGCCACCAGUGGCCCCCAAGCCAAAGUUUGUUGUGGCAACUAAUAAGCCAACUCCACCUCCUGUUGCACCUAAACCUGAGAUCUUGGUUUCUAGUGUUCCACAGUCAACAAAGAAAACCAAACCAGCCAUAGCUCCAAAACCAAAAGUUCUGAAGGCCUCACCUGUCCAGGACAUCACACCGUCAAGGAAAAUCGUCGUGAACCUGGAAGAGAAUACACAGGAAUUCCCUGAAAGUACUGACAACUCGAACUGCAGAAACAGAGGGCAUCCAAGCAGUGAUUGUAUUUUACCAGUGUGUUCCUGCCAUCCUGGGUGUAACCAUAAGCUUGAGAACAGAGAGAAUUUGUGUGUCAAGCAGCUUGUCUUUGGGCCCCUGGAAAUGCAUGAGAAUUUAGAAAAUAACAAAAUUGGUGAGUCCCCUUCAGCUGUAAAAAAUCAGUAUAAAUGUGAUUCUGUUGGUGAAAGGGUCAAGAGCCAGAGUAAAGUAGUUUUAAAGGCAAGCAUCCUCGAAGAGAAGCUCAAAGAUGUUUUAACACAACGGACGUCACCCUUUCUUUUUCCCCAGAAGCACAGAUCCACAGACAGUCCAGAAAUGAGUGAUGUCUGUAAUUCCCACAGACAAUUCAGCAUUGAAUUUGCAGAUUUGUCACCUUCCCUGUCCAGCUUUGAAAACAUUUCUAAUCAUCACCCUUGCCACCUACAACUUCCUAGCACUGAAUUUCAAAAUUUUGAAAUUAAUCAGAAUGACAGUGAAAAAAACAACACUUGCUAUCAUUCAUCUGAACAAGAAGUUUUAGAAAAUGGAAAAAGGAGUCCUUUCUUAUCUUCGGAUGGAGAUAGUAAGAAAUCAGAAGCCAAAGACCUUCGUCCCUUGGAAAUCCACUUAGUGCCAUGUACGCCCAAAUUUCCAACUCCCAAGCCCAGAAAAACACGUGUUGCCCGCCUCUUGCGCCAGAGACAUAUAGAUACUCCCAGUGAAAAUACUGAAGAACCAGGGAAUGUAGACAACUUGCCUCGUCUUUUCGAAGAUAGUUUGAAAAACAGUAAAAUCAGUGUUUUUCAUCAGACCGCUCUGUGUAACCAGGAACAGGUAGACAAAGUGAAGCCAGAAACUAAAAGUGAGUUGAAUGUGGACUUCAGCGGUGACAGACAAAACUUAGUCUGUUCACAGAAAGCCUUGUGUCCUGAAACAAUUUCCUCUGAAGAAACAGCGCCUCUUUUAGAAACAAACUCUAAUUUGGGUUCUGACGACAAGUCAGGAGAUAGCUCUGGUAUGUCACUUGCCGAGGACAAAGGGACCAGUUUUAUAAGAUGUAGUAGUCUAUCUAUGAGCCUGCCCAAGCAGCUCAAAUUAACCUGCAACGAACAUUUGCCUACUGCCUCUAACCCGGGAGUGUCUGCCCCUCAAAUGCAAAAGGAAUCUAUCAUAAAAGAUGAAAGUUCCUCAAAAAUUGUCCCUAGAAAACCUCAAAGACACAGUUUGCCUGCUGCUGGAGUGCUUAAAAAGGCUGCUUCUGAGGAGCUUGUGGAGAAAAGUUCUUAUCCCGCAAAUGAAGAAAAAGAUUCAGAGAAGGGUCUAGAAAGAGAUCACCUGCAGCAUUUAUGUGCCCCAAACAAUGGUAUGUCAUCCUCCUUUGAUAUGCCUAAACGGGCUUCAGAGAAGCCAGUGUGGAAAUUACCUCAUCCUAUCAUACCCUUUUCAGGGAACCCAGAAUCCUUAAAGUCUGUCACCAUAUCCUCAAACAGUGAGACUCCCAGGGCCCUGACCAAGCCUAGAGCAAAAUCAUUAUCUGCUAUGGAUGUGGAAAGGUGCACUAAGCCUUGCAAAGACUCUCACAAGAAGAACUCUUUCAAGAAGUUACUCAAUAUGAAGUUGUCCAUCUGUUUCAUGAAGAGUGACUUCCAGAAAUUUUGGUCCAAGAAUAGCCAACUUGGAGACACAACUUCAGGCAGCCUGGCAAGUGGGGAGCAAAAAGUGGCAGGUGGGGAGAGUGAUUGGCAUGGAUUGUUGGUAGGAGAGGAGAAGAGAGGUAAAGCCAUCAAAGCCUAUUCAGCAGAAAACUAUAGCCUGGAAUCCCACAAGAAGAGGAAGAAGUUGCGGGGCCAGACCAGUGCAGCUAGUGGACCAAGAGCCGAGUCUCUGGAUGACCAAAUGCUCUCCAGGGAGUCGUCCUUGCAGCCACCUUGCAAAUCUGUUACCAGCGACUGUGCACCGGAGUAUGAAAAUAUACGCCACUAUGAGGAAAUACCAGAGUAUGAGAACUUGCCAUUUGUGAUGGCUAUGGGGAAAACUCCCGAGUUGGAAUGGCAGAAUUCCAGCAGUGUGGAGGACACUGAUGCAAAUGUGUAUGAGGUGCAGGAGCCGUAUGAAGCUCCAGAUGGCCAGCUCCAACUUGGACCCAGACACCAGCAUUCCAGCAGUUCUGGAGCAUCCCAGGAGGGACACAGUGAUCUGGACCUUGGUCUUGGCGACCUUCCUUCAGAUGAAGAGGAAGUCAUCAACAGUUCAGAUGAAGAUGAUGUCAGCUCUGCUUCUAGUAAAGGGGAGCCUGAUCUGCUGGACGAUAAACAGGGUGAAGAUACUGGAAUGAAACGUAAAGUCCAUCAUAUUGCCAAGGAGAUCAUGAGCUCAGAAAAAGUGUUUGUGGAUGUGUUAAAACUUUUGCAUAUUGAUUUCCGGGAUGCAGUAGCCCAUGCUUCCAGGCAACUUGGGAAACCAGUGAUUGAGGACCGGAUCCUAAAUCAGAUCCUGUACUACUUGCCUCAGCUGUAUGAGCUCAAUCGGGAUCUCCUAAAGGAACUGGAGGAAAGAAUGUCAAACUGGACGGAACAACAAAGAAUUGCUGAUAUCUUUGUAAAGAAGGGACCAUAUCUAAAAAUGUAUUCCACAUACAUUAAAGAAUUUGAUAAGAAUAUAGCUUUGUUGGAUGAGCAGUGCAAGAAAAACCCAGGUUUUGCUGCUGUUGUUAGAGAAUUUGAGAUGAGCCCACGCUGUGCCAGUCUGGCCCUCAAGCACUACCUGCUCAAGCCGGUCCAGAGGAUUCCCCAGUACAGGCUGCUGCUCACAGAUUAUUUGAAAAAUCUCUUAGAAGACUCUGAAGAUUACAAAGACACUCAAGAUGCCCUUGCUGUUGUUAUAGAGGUAGCCAACCACGCCAAUGACACCAUGAAGCAAGGAGACAACUUCCAGAAACUUAUGCAAAUUCAGUACAGCUUAAAUGGACACCAUGAAAUAGUUCAGCCUGGACGGGUUUUUCUCAAAGAAGGAAUUCUGAUGAAGCUAUCUCGGAAAGUCAUGCAGCCCCGAAUGUUUUUCCUGUUUAAUGAUGCCCUGUUGUAUACAACACCAGUGCAGUCUGGGAUGUACAAACUGAACAACAUGCUGUCACUGGCUGGAAUGAAGGUCAGAAAACCCACCCAAGAAGCGUAUCAGAAUGAACUUAAGAUUGAAAGUGUAGAACGUUCCUUCAUCCUCUCAGCCAGUUCUGCCCCAGAAAGGGAUGAAUGGCUCGAAGCCAUUUCCAGGUCAAUAGAAGAGUAUGCCAAGAAAAGAAUCACAUUCUGUCCUAGUCGGAGUCUUGAUGAGGCUGACUCAGAAAAUAAAGACGAGGUUAGUCCUCUUGGAUCUAAGGCGCCCAUCUGGAUUCCUGAUACCAGGGCCACCAUGUGCAUGAUCUGCACCAGUGAAUUUACUCUGACCUGGAGACGACAUCACUGCCGGGCCUGCGGAAAGAUUGUAUGCCAAGCUUGUUCAUCAAAUAAGUAUGGCUUAGAUUACCUGAAAAAUCAACCAGCAAGAGUAUGUGAACACUGUUUCCAAGAACUGCAGAAAUUAGAUCACCAGCACUCUCCUAAGUUUGGAUCCCCUGGAAAUCACAAAUCUCCUUCCAGCGCCUUAUCAUCAGUCUUACAUAGUAUUCCAUCAGGGAGGAAACAGAAAAAAAUCCCAGCUGCUCUUAAAGAAGUAUCAGCAAACACAGAAGAUUCCUCUAUGAGUGGCUACUUGUACAGAUCAAAGGGCAAUAAAAAACCUUGGAAACACUUGUGGUUCGUCAUAAAAAAUAAAGUACUAUAUACAUAUGCUGCAAGUGAGGAUGUGGCAGCUUUGGAGAGUCAACCUUUACUAGGAUUCACAGUCACUCAAGUCAAAGAUGAGAAUUCAGAGUCUAGAGUGUUUCAGUUACUGCACAAAAACAUGCUAUUUUAUGUAUUCAAAGCAGAUGAUGCUCACUCAGCUCAGAAGUGGAUAGAAGCAUUUCAAGAAGGGACAAUAUUGUAGUUGUGUUGGUUUCAUCUCGUGUGAUUCCAGAAGGGUGGAAUUUCAUCAGAAUAAAUGCAGUACAAACAUUUUAUAUAAACGAACAAUGCCAAGACGAAUCCAACUAAAAUCUUCAUCAGAGAAAUUAUUUUAUUAGGUAUAAGGUAAUUUUAAAAAAAUGUUUGUUUUUCAUGUAUGUUAUUUAUUAAAAUUUUAAUGUUUACUUAAUGGUCAGAGUUAUUUCUGAGACUCACACUGUAUGCUAAAGUACCUUUUCUUUAGAAACCAGAAAACUUAUCUUAAUAACCAUAUUAGCUGUUUGUGACACAGUCCAUCCUGCUUUCUCAGUGUGUUUUACAGUGUUACUUUGUAACAUUCUCACCAGUGGUAAGUCAUGGUAAAUAAAAAACACACAUCAAGGAGUGAAUUUCUAUACAGUCUUUGGAUUGGAAAUUAUGAUUAAACAGCUGAUGAGAAAAAUGUAUGUCUUUGAAUCCAUACAUUUAGAUGAAUUUUUGUAUCUUUUAAUGGAAAAACACAUGGCCAAUUUCUACCUCAGUAACUGAAACAAAAUUCCAGUAAAUCGUCUAAAGUAUUUCUGCUGUUACGUACCUCUUGUGCCAUGAGAUAAUGUUAUAUCAUCAAGGAAUUACAGCAAAGGGAUAGAAUCUGAAUUUUCAUUUAACUCAGUUGUGAGUAGGAAAAAGAAUAUUUCCAUUUUCAGGGUAACACAAAUAAUUAACUCUAUGGCCUUUACAUUAAGUCUAAUCUUUGGAAAAGAAAAAAAAAAACUACCAUUUCAACACAAACAUAAAUAUAUUAUUUCUUUAAAAAGCAAAAUAUGGCAAGUAUUAUAUAAUGUCCCUUGCUCUUCUAAGUGUUCUGAGCCCAAAGUAGUAGAGAGGUAUUUGUAUAUAAAAAGAAUGUUACAUUUUCUAUAAUAUUGUGAUUUUUUAAAUGAACUGGAAUUACCAUAUCAAAAAGCACAGAUUCUAAGCCAGUAUUAGAAAUUGUAUAGUAAUCAUUUUAAAAAGAUUUUUAAAUACCACUUUGUGUUAUGUCCUCUCUGGUAAUUAAAGUAUAUUUUUUUAUAUUUUUCUUUAAUCAGCUGUCAGCAUACCUCAUUAGGAAGGACUUAUAUUCCUAUUUUGGUUCACAUAUUGUUUAACAUAUGAACUGCUUUAUACAUAAAAUUGAUGAGAAGUAAAAUGAAAUUAACACUAUGAUUAAAGUCAUUCUUGAUGUUCAUAAUAUAAAUUUAUUGACUGAGCUUAAAUGAAAUAUGAAGUAUCUUCAAAGGCAAGAAAUUUCUUUGAAUAAAAGGCACAAGAAAUUUCCCUUUUGCUGUUAUAUAAAGAAUUUCCUAAUUCAGUAUUAUCUCUGAUUGCCAAGAGAAUUACUGAGUGCCUUCUGAAACCCUUUGACUGUUUGUUGCAGCACCAGGGUCUCUACAUCUAGAGUUUGACUACUGUAGUUUUCUGGCUAUUGCUUGCUGUGGAAUCAUUUUAAACCCUCUUGCAACCUCACAUAUAGUCCUUACAUGUUAACUUCCAAGUCUUUCCGUUAGCUGUAGGUAAACUAACAUUUCUUUGCGUCUCAUUAACUCUAACCAAGAUCGCAUCAGUAAGCCUUCCAUGUUAAAUCCCUGCAGUUUUAGUGUCCUUUUUCGAGACUAAGGUCAUGCCUUAUGAAGUGUUUCCCUUGGUUUCACAGGACCAGCAUUUUGUAAAACAAGUUACUGGGGUUCCUCUCUCCUGCUCUUGAGCUUUCAGCCUUCUGACUGCAAGGUUUGGUCUAAUCAGAAUCUGAAAAUUAUCAGCCAGUGGCUAUUCUAUCUUCCAACAGUUGACUGAAUCAGGAAUCAGUUAAAUAUAUAAGAAACAGUGCAUAGACUUCUAAUAAUUCUAAUUACAUGUGAAGCGCAUGUAUGAUUAUGCUAGUGUUGGCUUAGCCCCAUGGAGGGCUUUGAAAAAUAUAAAAGAUGUGCCUUUUGAGGAAUCUAUCAGAUUACCAGCUCCCCCCCCUCAGAAGUUUUAAAUGUAGAACAGUAUUACAUUCCCUUUCUCCCUUAUCAGUCCUUCAUAACUUCACUGAAGCUGAUCAGUUAUUUAACCUUGCUCAUUCAAUGUCAAAUGAGAAGCCUGAUUCUAUACAUUUUGUUAUAAAGCUGUCGAUACUUUUAAAACCACUCUUGAUAGCUAAAAGUUUAGGAAAAAAAAAAUGUUGCAUGCACUCUAUAAAUGAGAAGAAAGUUUAAACAGUACUUAGAUCCCAGUAGUACUUAGUAUAUUUUCUACAUUGAUACAUGUGCUUCUAUCAAAUCCUUUUCAAGUGUCUCCUUUUAUUCAUAAGGAGAAAGAAGAGUAGUUAUAAAGCUAGGUCCAAAAGGAUGCUUAAGAACCCUAGACAAGAAAUGCCAGGUCAAACUGGGGGAAGGCUGGCCUUCGUAUGUGUCUCUAGGCAGUGCUGCUCCUUUAUCUGUGGCAGCUUUAAACAUAGAGGACUCACCAGAGUCUAAGAAAAUGAGAAAAUUUAUCUUUGGCAUUUCUGAACCUCUUCCCAACUUCUUUCCCCUUGUUCCCUAAUGUACCCAGUAUCCUGCUAUUGUCUUUUCCCAAGAUACAUCUCCCUUUUAAUAACUAAAAGCUUGAUUGUUUGAGUAUGUAGUAGCAUUUCUUAAAAUGAGAUCAUCAUAGCAAACUUUAAUAUAAAGCUGUAAUGAAACAACUAAGUGAGGGCAACUUUGAAGUAUAGCUUUGUUAGCCAAAGGUGUAUUUUAUAUCUGGAUGGUAGAAUAUAUCCAGAAAUAGGGAAAGCCUACUAUUUAGUAAUUCAGUUAAAAUGUAAAUGUCAUCACAGCACAUCUUGAUUUAUGUCUUCGAGUGUGCUUUCACUGUACUCGGUUUUUGAAAUUUGAGAUCUGUUGUAGUCAGAUGUCAUCAUGGGGACUUCCAGAGAGGUUAAUUCUAUUUCUCUUACUAUACUUCACACUCCUUGAAAAUGUACUAUUCUAUUCCUGGUACAUCAGUUUCUCACAAAAUACCUACCUUGCAUCUUUCAAGAGAAAAUAUUUGUUGAAGAAAGUAAGGACAGGAUUCUUAUCAUUUUGAACUCAAAAGUCCUGGAGGGCCCACAUUAUAACUCAGAUCUUAGACCUGCUCUUCCCACCAUCCUGCAAGGCCAUAUUAGCAAGUACCUGUUAGACAUCUACAUCUUAAGCAUUUUAAGCUUUGCAUGUCUAAAAUGCAAUUUCUUUUCAUUCAGAUCUGUAUAUUUUCUUCUACAAUGGAGAAACACCAUUCUUGGCUCCAGAAUCUGCCUCCAAGUCUCAACAAGACCCUCUACAACUGCCCUCAUGUCUUUUUCCAUCUUCUUUGUCCUUCUAUUAUUGCAUCCACCCUAGAUCAAGUCCUUGUUACCUCUUCCCAGUGAUGGGCAUAACUUUUCUUCUAAUUCCAAUGCCUUUGUGUGGUCCCAUUUAAACACUGCCAGACCCAUCUUGUUAAGCAUAGUUACUAAUCUAGUUUCAUUCCUGCUCUUUACAACCUUCACUGGCUUCUGAGUGGUUUGGCAUGAACACUUUUGCUCAGGUAUCAUAUGUGGCAGCUAACCCCGACCCUACCUUCCUCUGUUCACAUCAUUUUCUUUUCUCAUCCUCCCCCCACCCCAUUUUUCUGCCUAUUUACCUAAGACUUCUCUAUAACAGUUGAUCCUAGCCUCUCCCCAUUCCUGCAGAUUAGAUCUAGUCUCUCCUUCCUCUAUGCUCCUGUAGCCUUUGGCUCCUAAACAGGCUUUCUUAUGGUGCUUAUCACAUUCUAGCCUUGAGAACAGUAACUGUAUCUUGUUCCUUUGAGAUUCCUCCUCAGUACCUGGCAGAGUGCCUUGCAUUCACUGGACAUUGUUGUGAAUUAAAUUAAUUCAAAUGAUCUCUCACUCUUUUUUGAAUGCCUCUAAAACACAAAUAUUCUGGAGCCUAUGCCAUUUUUAAUGUUAUUUUCUAAUGGAAAUUUUCUAGUUGGAUUUUUUUGUUAAGAUAAAAGUAGUAGUAAAUUUUCAAAAAGUCUCAAUAUCAAAUUCCCCCCUGUUUUUGAGGGGGUGGUUAGGAUGAAUGGUGGCAACUUUCUUUUAUAUGAGUUCAUCAUAGCAUGUUAAGAACCAAUCUUGAAAUACUAUUUUUUCGAAUGACAUAGAUUUAUAGAAACACUUUUUACUUUAAAAAUAAUGUUUGUAUCUUAUUGUCCAUAUAGAGAUAUAGAUCCUUUAUAAAUAAAAUAUUAGUGUAA